AUGGCUUCUCAAACCAACUCCAGCAUCGCACUGGCACUUGCUGGCAAGACCGCCUCUGUCGAUAUCCCUCAGCCCCGUAUGAACGCCGGCAAGCCCGCUGGUCGUCCUGGCCAACCUGCCAUGCUGCCGACGCCACCCAACUCCAUUUCGCCUACUCUCCCGCCUCAAGCCUUCAAACAGCGUCAGAUCCUGUCGCCCGGCUCGCCGCUGUCCACGGUGCCGCAGCUGGACUCCGAUAUCGACCUGGCGGACGAUGUCGACGCACACAGCCUGAACCAGCCUCAGUCCUCCGCGCACGCGCUUGAGCUUGACAGCGACAGCGCCGGCGCUAUCACUCCUGCCAUGCUAGCAAAGCACCACCUGCCUGAUAUCCUUCUUCAGCAGGGCCCGCUGGCUAUCCGCCACGUCAUGGGCUUCCUGACGACCUCGGUGCCGGGCUUCUCGCGCAUCCCACCCGCUAAGGCGCGUCGGCUCGUCGUGGCCGCGCUGGAGGGCCGAGGGAACGGAGGAGCAGGAGGUGUGGACGGCGACGUGGUUUUCGAGAAGAUCGGCUGGGGACGAUGGGAUGCGCGACGACACGGAGACUCGGCGCGCGAGCACUCAUUCAACGCGUCGUCGCCUCCCUCUAGCCUGACGGGCUCCUUCCAGCAGCGCGGUCUGCAGAUCGACGGCCACUCGGGUUGGGCCAGGGGUCGCGAUCCGUACGCGAGCAGCGUGCGCGACUCGAUCGCUUUCUCGUACACCGCUGAGGAAUUCGGCGCUCACGAGGACCUGGACAUGCUCGAACACGAGGCCGAUAAGAUGUCGCUCGACGGCGACGACGACCGCGAGUACUGCUCUUCCUCCGAGGCGCCGGACGACCUCCAGGACGACGAGUGGGACGAAGGCGACGUGACCGACGAAGAAGACUGGGCGCAGAUCGGUGCCGAUGCCCUGCGCGCGCGCUCACUCAACAACACCGGUGGUAUUAUGCGCAGUAGCAACGUUGCGGCUCGCGCUCAGCCUUUGUUUGGUGUCGGCAACGGACCCACUGUAGCCAAAUCGGCGCCCCGCACCUUUGACAAUCAGGAACGGGCUGCGGUAGAGGCGCUUCUCCGUUUGGGCUCGAUGUAA
Penicillium cinerascens is the source of this 1113-nucleotide messenger RNA. RefSeq lists its product as uncharacterized. The transcript has a single exon. Bases 1 to 1113 code for a protein of 370 amino acids. The record is from RefSeq and is a predicted model, not a curated record. Gene Ontology annotation, biological process: positive regulation of transcription from RNA polymerase II promoter by glucose. Gene Ontology annotation, molecular function: sequence-specific DNA binding. Lineage: Eukaryota; Fungi; Ascomycota; Eurotiomycetes; Eurotiales; Aspergillaceae. Gene Ontology annotation, cellular component: nucleus.